AUGUUCCCUCUGUGUUUCUCAUGCGCAAAGAGCUUCAAUCAGGGGGAAUGUUGUCACAAUACGGAGGAGAGGGCCAUUGUGGGAACGUGGGUUGUUGACGAACUUGUUAAAGCUUUAGAAAAGGGGUAUCAAGUUCUACAAAUCUACGAAGUUUGGGAUUAUAAAACCGAACAAUAUGAUGGGAAAUCAGCGGGAUUAUUUACAGAAAUGAUGAAUAAAUUUAUCAAAAUUAAACAGGAAGCGAGUGGAUGGCCAUCAAACUGUAAAACUUUCGAACAGAAAAUUGCUUAUAUUGCUCAAUUUUUUGAAAAAGAAGGAAUUCAUUUGGAUUUUGAUAGUAUUGUAACUAACCCAGGUCUGCGCUCAUUGGCAAAACUUAUUUUAAAUUCAUUUUUUGGUAAAUUUGGGCAACGGGAAAAUCAAGCGAAGACAAAAAUUGUUAAGCAGUCGACCGAACUGUAUUCGCUAUUAUUUGAUCCAGCAAUUGAAGUUGUUGGUAUUUUACCAAUAAACGAUGAAACAUUGGUAGUGAAUUAUAAAUACAAAGAGGAAUCGUAUACUCCUUUAACUACCGUUAACGUUUCAAUUGCAGCGUACGUCACAGCACAAGCCCGUUUAAAAUUGUACUCAUACUUGGAUCAAUUAGGGGAAAGGGUAUUGUAUUUUGAUACCGAUAGUGUUAUUUAUAUUUCACGAGAAGGCGAAUAUGAGCCCGAAACAGGCGACAGCCUUGGUGACAUGACCAACGAACUGGAGUGUUACGGACCAGGAAGCUACAUCACCGAGUUUGCGUCGGGUGGUCCAAAAAAUUAUGGGUUUGUGGUCUACUCUCCUACCCAAGACAAAUGUUUUCAAUCGUGUAAGGUAAAAGGUAUAUCAAUUAACCAUGAAGUAUCAAAACUCGUAAACUUCGACACCAUGAAAAACAUGAUAAUUAACGAAGAGCCACCUCAGAAGAUAUUGUAUAAGAAUUUUGAAAGAACCGCAGAACAUCUGGUUUUAACCGUCCAAAGAGAGAAAAUAUUCCGACCGAAUCUAUUGAAAAGGCGUUUCAUCAGUUACGAGUCGUAUCCCUAUGGAUAUAAAAAAUUUAAAACGGAAGAAGGUGAAGACAAUGACAAUCGCGAAUCAUCAUUCGCCGAAGCAACUAUGUGUCUCCAAGAACAAUGA
Photinus pyralis (common eastern firefly) is the source of this 1170-nucleotide messenger RNA. RefSeq lists its product as uncharacterized. Gene Ontology annotation, biological process: DNA replication. The transcript has a single exon. Gene Ontology annotation, molecular function: DNA binding; DNA-directed DNA polymerase activity; nucleotide binding. The record is from RefSeq and is a predicted model, not a curated record. Lineage: Eukaryota; Metazoa; Arthropoda; Insecta; Coleoptera; Lampyridae. Bases 1 to 1170 code for a protein of 389 amino acids.